Molecule: messenger RNA, 9580 nt
Organism: Acipenser ruthenus (sterlet)
Lineage: Eukaryota; Metazoa; Chordata; Actinopteri; Acipenseriformes; Acipenseridae
Product: casein kinase I
Exons: 13
Coding region: 512-1891 (459 amino acids)
Biological process (GO): positive regulation of canonical Wnt signaling pathway; signal transduction; endocytosis
Cellular component (GO): plasma membrane; nucleus; cytoplasm
Molecular function (GO): ATP binding; protein serine/threonine kinase activity
Source: RefSeq, a predicted model, not a curated record
ACGCCCAAGUGAACGACCCGGAAGUGUUCUCAGGCGGGUGGUGCUGGAUCAGCACUUCCGGGACUGCAGGAACCUUUCAGAGCUCCGAAGAGACAGCAAGAAAAAAAGGGGUAAAAAGCUGUUGGAUAAAAUAUAAAGCUUUAACACGUCCAGACUUGUCGAUACCACCACCUGGACUGGGAUCGCUAUCAGAACCGACGGGAUUGAACAGAACCAACACAGAGUAAAAGGUGGUCAGAGUGCUUCCCCUAAGAAGCCAGUGUGGAUCCCUGCGGCCGGCGCUGGCAUUCUCUCAUUGUGAUGAAGUGACAGCAUGCUGCAGUAAAGGGAGGCUGGCGCUGGCCCAUGUGCACACUUGGAGCUGCUUUUUAAAAAAUUUUUAUUGUUCUAUAUAUUUUUUUUAAAAAAACUGUUCUCUAGAGGGGGAGCUCAGGCUCAGACUGCCAUUCUUGGCUGGCUGGCUAGCUGGCAGGGACUGAGAGCUGGGAGGGUGAAGGACUUGCCUUGAAUCAUGGAUCACCCGAUCAGAGACAAGGAGACGGAGCGAGGGCAGAGGGCCAGCAAGGCGCUGCAGGGACGCAGCGGGCACCGGCCAUCCAGCUCCACCACUUCCUCUGGGGUCCUCAUGGUGGGGCCCAACUUUAGAGUGGGCAAGAAGAUCGGCUGCGGCAACUUCGGGGAGCUCCGACUGGGUAAAAAUCUGUACACAAACGAAUACGUAGCCAUCAAAUUGGAACCAAUCAAGUCCCGGGCUCCACAGCUGCAUCUAGAAUACCGCUUUUAUAAGCAGCUGGGCAGCACAGCAGAGGGAUUGCCCCAGGUGUUUUACUUUGGCCCCUGUGGGAAGUACAAUGCCAUGGUCCUGGAGCUACUGGGUCCCAGCCUAGAAGACCUGUUUGACCUCUGCGACAGGACUUUCUCACUCAAGACUGUGUUAAUGAUAGCCAUACAGCUGAUCUCGCGGAUGGAGUACGUGCACUCAAAGAAUUUGAUAUACAGGGAUGUGAAGCCCGAGAAUUUCCUCAUUGGACGGCAGGGCAACAAGAAGGAACACAUUAUUCACAUAAUAGACUUUGGACUGGCCAAGGAGUACAUAGACCCUGAAACCAAAAAACACAUCCCCUACCGGGAACACAAGAGCUUGACCGGGACUGCCAGAUACAUGUCCAUCAACACUCAUCUAGGGAAAGAACAAAGUCGGCGGGAUGACCUGGAAGCAUUAGGCCAUAUGUUUAUGUAUUUUCUCCGGGGCAGUCUUCCUUGGCAGGGGCUAAAGGCAGACACCCUGAAGGAACGCUAUCAGAAGAUCGGAGACACAAAACGAAACACUCCCAUAGAGGUUCUCUGUGAGAACUUCCCAGAAGAGAUGUCCACGUACCUGCGCUAUGUGAGACGGUUAGAUUUCUUUGAAAAGCCCGACUAUGAAUAUUUACGGACGUUGUUUACUGAGCUGUUUGAGAGGAAAGGCUACACGUUUGAUUACACUUAUGACUGGGUCGGGCGGCAAAUACCCACGCCAGUGGGGUCGGUUCACGUGGAUUCAGGAACAUCAGCGAUCACACGCGAGAGUCACGUCCACAGAGACCGGCCUUCCCAGCAACAGCCGCUCCGCAAUCAGACGGCUUCUUCAGACCGCAGAGGAGCCUGGGAAGUGCAGCCCAAUCGGCAGACAAAUACCUCUUACCUAACGUCCCACCUGGCUGCGGACAGGCACGGGGGAUCAGUACAGGUUGUCAGUUCGACCAAUGGAGAGCUGAAUGCAGACGACCCCUUGGCUGCCCACUCCAACGCACCAAUCACAGCCCAGGCGGAGGUGGAAGUGGUGGACGAGGCUAAGUGCUGCUGCUUCUUCAGACGGAAAAGGAAGAAGAACACGCCGAGACACAAAUGACGCCGUUUUUAAAAGAAAUUCUAAAAAAAAAUCAAAAAGGAAAAAAAUAAUAAUAAUAAACUCCUCCUCCAGGGACCUGUGUGUGCGAGCGGCAUGUACGUUCCAAUCUGCUCGUCUCCGAAGGAAAUGAAAUUGUCUUUUGGUUUCUUUUUCUUUUUUUUUUAAAUGGAUCUCUUGUUGCUUCAAGCCUGAGCCUUCUGCUGGGAUAGAGGAUCUACAAACCACUCAGGCAGGAUUGCACUUCUUAACUUACUGUGUCUAUUAUUAUUGAUUUAUUAUUAUUAUUUGAAUGUCUUUUUUUCCAGCAGUUUGGGUUAAAAGGGGACUCUGAAAGGACUUGUUCCGGCUUUCCUGGCUGGUACUCCUGCUGUGUCACUGAAAGAAACUGGGGGAUAUAGAGAGACAAUGACUGACCUUAAAGUGGAGGCGUGCACUCCUACAUUCCUCCCCCUGUUCUCCUUGGUCUCCCCAGGACCUCACUGUAAACAAGACUUUGCGUCUCAGAGGGGAGGGGCAUUUCCUGGCUUAAAUUAAAGAGAGUAAACUAAAACUGACAGUCAAACACAUGUUUUUUUUUCAUACAUUUUUUUAUGUAGCGUAUAUACUGUGAGAACAUUUGUGAUCUACUGUUUCAUUUUUCAUCCCAAAGGAUUGCUGUUUAUUUCAUUUAGGUGGAUGCUUUUUAAUGCACAUAGAAAGCUAACCCUCUACACUGCAUGAGGACUAAAGUCAUGCUUUUUAUCAGGACCUGUUCGCACUGAAUUGAGGGGGGUGACCUGGAAUGUGUGCGAAUGGAGAACAUGCAAGCUGACGUAGACGGACGGACAGUCAGGCUGGGGAGAUGGUACAGCAGCUCAAAUCCCACCUUCCCUACAAUACACAGUUGUGAUGACAGUUUUUUAAGGUCGUAGUGGCUUUGCAAGAAAACUGCAUCACCUGUGUCAUUUUCUAGCCAUUCACGUCUGUGAACGCCUUCGUGUGGAUCUUGCAGUUGAGUUGCUGAGGGGCAGCAGGUUGCUUUUCUUUUAAAAGUCUUUCAGCAUUAUUCUCUUUCAAAAAUAAAAAAAUAAAAAAUCACCUGAUAGUUUAAAACAAAACAAAAUCUUCUUCCCCAGUUCAAACUCGCCUGAAUUACCCAGUAACUGAGCAAGAACAAAAAAAUGUAGGAAAUAAUUGCUGUGGAAUUGAACACCCCAGACCCCAGGUGGCGCCGUUUCCUUCAAGAAAGAACAGGUGUUGUAGGCAAUCUGUGCUUUUGACAACAACCCUCUGAGAAACUGGACAACCAUUUAUUAAAACAAUAUCAUAUUAGUAACUCUGAUAUGGCACCCUGGUUAGAGUGACCUAUUCCAAUGCUUAUUUAAUAUAUGUCUCAUUCACUUUUAACCACAGGCGCAUAGUUUGAUCCUAAACCGAAUUCUCAGCAUCUAGCAAUACAUAUUUAGAAUUAAGUGUGUAACACAUCCUGGUGGUUCUAUUGGGAUAGUGAUCACAACAGGGAUAGUACUAAAUGAGAUAAUUUGUCUGGUAAGAAAGGAGAUAGAAAGAAUGUGUUUAAAAAAAGACGUUGUUUAGUCAGCUGUUCAUAUGGUACCCACUGCCAAAAUAAAAAUAAGUCUGGCACAGUGAUGAUUAAAUCUACAAGUUGAGGUCAGUUUGGAUUUCAGUCCUAGUGCAGCAGGGAUGGUAAAAGGUCCUGGACACUUGUGCUAAAUCUGCAGUUUUCCUUUGCAUAGAAGACAGCAUCUAAUACUUAAUCAAUAAUGAUUUCUGUAUAUAUAUGCAAAUAAAAUGUGGGGCCAGCUACUAGUACACAAGGCGUGGAGUUGAGUGGGUUUAGAAGAAAUGUUUAAAAAAAAAAAUGCAGGGCACUUUAAGGUGUAUGCGUUUUAUUUUUAAGCUAAUUGACUGAUGUUGCCAGUACCAUACAAAUUGAUAAGCUUUUCAUGCAUGCAACCAGGUUUCUACCAAAGCACCUGUAAAGGCAGAUUCUGUCUGCUCUCGAUUGGUCUGAAUAAGUGGUGGUGGGAUGCAGUGCUUCCUGAUGUUGCGUUUGUUUUUAUUUGUGAAGAGGUGCUGGGCUUCAGUUUCACACUCCAGACGUGGUUUAAGUGAGCCCUAGUCCAUAGCGAGUGGAAACCAAAAGCCAUGCAGAACACCUGGAGUUCCUUACUUUAAUAAAACUUUUUUUUUUCGGGGAGAAUGGGAUGCCAAUUUUUUAAAACCUGUUUCAUACAAAAAUCCCACACAAAUAAAGAAAUAAAAGCCAUCGCACCUUGUUUUUUAGUAAGUUAAACUAGAUUCCGUCUCAACCAGCUGCUGAGAAAUCAAAACCGGAAAAUUAUCAAACCCCCGAGAAAUCAUUUGAAGAGAGGGAAUCAGAAAUGAAUACUGUUUAAGAAAAACCUGUAUGAUAAUGAAAAUACUUUUUAUAACCCUUAUAAAAACGUGAUCAUGAUUUUGGACCACAGUAGUUACUUUGUCUGUUGGAUAUUUGAGCUUGGAUGGUAACCAUGGCACCUAGCCCUGGGUUCAAACCAAUGCUGCUUUCUGCUCCAUAGAUGCUCAGGGCAAUGUCCUGACUGACAGAGAGAGUAACAAUUAGUGUGAAAGCCUGAGGAGUUGUCUGGCAUGUGUUAGUGUGCCUGCUUUUACUUGGUAUGUGCUAGUUAAACCUACUUAAAAAACAUUGUCUGUUGUCGUCUAAUCUGGGCCUGUACCCCUCUUUGACCUGCAAUGUUGCCCUGAUUUGUCCUUUACUGUUAAGAUAAUGCAACAUUUAAUUCCCCACCAUGAUUCCCCAACAUGAGCACCACCUAGUGUCACUAAAGUGUAUUGACACAGCCAAAUCCUUUAUCUGAUUGAGAGACUCAAGUAACCAUGUUAAGUAUAGGCGACUUUGUAGCCUAGUUAUUAUCUAAAAAUAUAUCUGCACAUUUUUCAUCAAAUAAGUAAAUCUGUGGCUCAAAACAAUAAAUAGGACUUAUUGGGUUUUUCUUACUUUUUAAAAGUUUGACUCAAUCCCUCAUCUUCGGACUGCCAAAAGCCUCGAGGACAGCUCUUGUAAACUUUUGAAUAUAGUUUCGAUGUGCUUUCCUGAAACAUGUCUGUAUGUGCCUAUAAAUGUAUGUACAAAUGUUUGACUAAUUGAGAGACUGUUAAAACACCAACGUUGUAGAGGGAAUUGCUUUGGAGAAUUCUGUUCUGUAAAUAUUGUCCGUCAUACAUUUUAAAACGAUUCUGAUCGGGAUGAUAAACUUUUUUUUUUUUUUUUUUUUUUUUUUUUUAACCUUAUAAAUUAAAGUAGAACAUUUUAUUACAUUUUUUUGUGUCAAACUUAUGGGCCAACUGAAACUGUUUUUAGACUUUUAACUACUGGUUAAACCGAGUGCAGUACUUGAUUGGGUUAACCACCGUUCACUCUGAUGUCCCACACUGUUCAGUAUUAAGAGGGGAUCGGGGUCUUGAUUGCACAGGCUUGCAUAGGAAGAACUAGGGGGAGAAGAUCUUGUAAUUUACUACAGGUUAAUGAACGCUGGCCACUUGCCUCACAGAAUCUUCAUUGCUGAGGAAUUGAGUGCUUAUUGAAAGAGGAUAAAAAUAGCUAAUACCAAAUUCAGAAAUGUACCACCAUGCUUUCAGAAGUGGUACAGAAGCAUGUUGAAAUGAGUUUAAGGGAUGAUCUUCUUAUUGGGGGGCUGAUCUGAUUAUGUUACUGGAGCUCAGUUGUGUUGGUUCCCAGUUCAGGCAGUCGACAAAACAUCUCAAAAGAAAUGCAAAUCAUUGGGAUCUGUUUUAUAAAAAUCUGGUAUUUGGGAAAACGGAAUGAAAGGGGGAACCAUGGUUGUAAACUCGCGUGCGUUUCUUAUUUUUCUCCUAAACAAGAAUGAAUGUGUUUUUGGAGGAUUCCCUUUUUGUGAACGCAGUUCUAAAAGUAGCGAUCGCCCUCCUGUCUGUGCUGGCCACACCUCGCAAGUUUGCAACAUGAACUUUGGUUUUAUUUUUUUUUUGUGUUUUUAAAUGUGAUUUGAAAAUGUGUUUUUUUUUUAUUUUGUAAACUUCUAUUUUUUGCUUACCCAAAUGGCCAUGCUGUAUAAAGCAGCUGGUGAAUUUGACUGCACUACAUUUCUUACUUAAUGUUUACCUUGAAAGGAACACCCAUCCUGUACUGUACUGUAAUCUUGCGAGGCCUGGUACAGAUGGCCUUUUUAGUCUUAUAAGGCUAAUGGACAAUACCUAUGAAAUCAUUACCAACAUGCUUCCUUUUUAUUUAUUCCUUACUUUUGUUCUCUUUUUUUAAAAUGUGUUAUUUAUAAUUCUACUAAAACAGAAGUGCGGGGAGUGAUGGAAAAUAUUGUGUUUUAUCGACAAGCUGGUCAUCUUUAUUAAGCUACAGCCACUUCUAUAGCUGAUUUUCAUGCAAAGGUAGUCUUUUUGACAAGUUGGUCUGUAUAUGUGCACAACUGUAACUAAAGUUUUAAGUUUUACUCUCUUGCUCUCAAGUCGAAAUUAUAUGUAAGACUUACUUGAAAAAAAAUGGGAGGUAGUUUCGGGUUGUAUAGUUAAGCUUAUGAAUUCUGAGACGCUUGUAAACAAACUUUGCAUUAAUUAAAAAAUAAAAUAAGAGUGAAUGGUAUUACACUGCUGCAAUACAUAAUGUGCCUCUGAUUCAUUUUAGGCUUAAUAUGUAGAAUUGUCUGGUCCUGUUAGCCCCUGUAACCAUGACAACCAUGUGGGCGUUUUUUGUUGUUUUUUUGGUCUCUUGUUUACACCAUUUCCGUUUUAGUUUAGAGGUUGCUGUUGUACCAAUGUCCCUUGGAAUAAUUUUCAUACAGAACAGACAAUUGGGCUUUUUUAACUCUUCGUAUCUUGGGCGGUGCUGUUUUGUUAGUGCCCUUAGUAAUUUCAAAGCCUGUUUUCAUUCAGACCUGGUCAUUUGAAUAGGACUCCUGUUAAAGGCCAUGAGGCCACUGAUAAAGGCAACUAGGUGUAUGUGAUACUUUCAGACAUGUUUUAUGCUUAAAUAAAAGCCGAUUUUAACAUUGUUACUUAAACUCUCCCCAUUGGGGGAGAAAAAGCUCAAUUAUCACCUAGAGCUAGUUGCUUGAAAAGCUGCCUUAUUUAGUUAUUUCCUUUAGCCAGAUACUCAGUGGAGUGACCCCCUGUGGGUCAUUUUAAAGAUAACUCGUCUUCAGUAUACAGUGGGUCAGAAACCGGCUUUGGUCAAUUUGCUCUGUUGUAUGUAGUUGGAAGCCCAAUAGAGCUGGUGCAGGGUUAUUCAGAGGUCUGAAAUCAUAAGCCAAAGAAACACCUGUGCCUGACAAAUCUAAUCACCCUACUGUAUCUGAUUUAUUUUUUACUGAAAUGAUGAGGUGCCAUCAGCCUCUGCAAUUAGGCCCCCCUAAUAAGCCUGCUAUGAAAAAUAUGAAUUGAUAUCUGACUUACUAAAAAUCAAACCAGUAAUACAGUAUUUUAUGCCAGAAGAGAUCCAGGUAAUCACAGAGGGGAAAAGUGCUUACCAUAGCCAAUGCAGGUUUAGCAUGGUCACGAUUGCUACAAUUAUUAGCACCUGAUCGCAUUAGUAACGAAUCAUUUCUUAAUAGUGUUAGCUGAUAAUCUUUGGCUGCUUUCAAAGACCCUAAUUUAGCAGUAAUCUUGGACUGCUGAAUGUUACCUUGUGGUAAUCAGGGUGGCUUGGAGUAGUUUUCCUAAUCUGGAUGAAUCACAAAUAAUUCAUAUAUGUUGUAUAUUUUUCUCGAGGUCAGAGAUAUGGUUAAUACAGACAGUGAUUUAAGACAUCUGAAAAGCCCUGUAGAAUAAUGCUUAUACAGCCUACAGCAGCAUAAAGCAUGAGUGUCGUUUGGUUUGCAGGUAUCAAAGGUGAAGAUAAAUGUAGUGGUCUUUGGAUGUGAAAUGGGUUAAGGUUUUUCUUGGAUUCAAAGAAACUUCUUUCUGUAAAUUGUACGAGUUCCCACGAUGGUGCUGCAGUGCAUUCUAAACCUCCAUGGAAAUCGCACAGCUACCCCAGACCACUUGUGAAUUCAAGCUGAAGUUUGAUAACUAUCUGAGACUCACAGAGAGGUGUAGGAAACACUGUUGCUUAUGCUGUAUGAUGCUCUCAGAGUUCAGGUGAAGUUAAAGUGGGAAACGGCCCCCUGGACUUCUGUCUUUUUACUGAUUGCUGGCAGAUCAGAGCACUGAGCAAUUCCAGACCCCCCUUUGGAGUGGCAGAUAUUAAAACAAGUGCAUGGAACUAACCGGGUUUGUUUUUUCCAGCCGCAGCUACAUUGCUGUCCAAAUUCACUGGAUGUCUUCCAUAAGACAUCAAAUAAUGCUUUCAUCAAAUCAAAGACAAUCACUUGGGAUUUCUUACAUGUUUCUGAAUUGCAAGUCCACGGAACAGAUUAUUGCUUCCCUUUUUUGGGGGGGGUGGAGGGAUAAAUGCAUUACUUACUGUUCCAGCUUCUUUAUUUGUCAGAUGUAAUUACCAGUGAGAUGUAAAGACAGGUGAUUUCUCUUCCACCAGUAGCUGCACAAAACAAAUGAACCCAUUAACUGCCCAUUUCUCUCUCUAAACUUGUAAAAUAUAAAUGUGUCUCUUUCUUUAGCCCUGAUGUUAAACUACUGGCAGAUGUCUUUGGGGUUUCUUCCUGUCGGACAAACUUGUACUGAUAAUAAGGAAUCCCAAGAAGGCUGCUGCCAGUAGAUUUUCCACUGGUUCUACUCGCGUAGAUACCUUUUCCAUCUGCGCAACUGAGCAGCCACAAGUUAAAUGUAUAACAUAGAUGGGUAUUACAUAGCAUACGAAUAUCCACUAAAUGUGGUUUAAUUUAACUGCAAAGAAUUGCAAGGAAUGAGUUUAUUUAAAAAAAAAAAAAUUAUAUAUAAUUUCACAUUUCAGAAGGAUUGGUAAAUCCUGUUAAAGUGCAGGUUUGUGAGUUUUUAUUCCUGAGCAUUGUAGCAUUUGUGUGUGUUGUAUUUAAUUUCCUACAGAAGCUGAUGUAUUCAAGUUUAAACAUGGGAGAUAUUCACAAAACAGAUGUCUUCAUGUACUGUCAUUUAUUGUCCUGUGUAUGUUGCCCUUUUUUAUUGCUUUUCUUUAUUUGUUUAUUUUAAUUUUUAAUGGGAUGCUGGUUAUGAAGAUUGACUGCAAUUGUCGCUUUGUUUUAAGUUGUAAAUUGUACGAAACAGGCCAUUGGAUAUUUUUUCGAAUCAAGUUUAAAAUGUAGACAUGUCUCUUUGGAACAGUUCUGUAAAAGAAAAUGCCUUCUUUUGUUCAGAUUCUAUUUUUUGAUUUCCAGAAAAAAGAAAUUCAAAUGUGUCCUACAGUACUUUAUUCAUACUUUUACUCUUGGCUCUGGUUUCAAAACUCUUCAGUGGGAGGAAAAAAAUAAAUCUUAAAAUUGUAUUAUUAAUAAUAUAAUUAUUGUGUUGAAUAUGAAUGUUGCUUAAAAUGUAUUUGAACAGUUUAACCUGGUAAAGGGCUUCAAUUGUGAAGGACCUUUUUUUUUUUUGGCCGGAAAAGGUCCUGAUGCUGUUGUCAGUCUUAAAAUGCCUAUUUUCCAGGGCUUCGUGUGAAACACUCAUCACAUGUGACCUUUGAAAUUACACUUUGUAUUCCCUCUGCAUUCAAAGGGAAACUCAAGUUUGCACCCUUUUUUAUGUAAAAUAAAAUGUCUCUUAACCUUU